CACACAGGAAGGUCACACCAUCCCUCACCAUCAUCAGAGUGGAAAUCUUGGGGAUUAUAAUAUUGUUGUUAAAGAAGAGGGUGAGGAGUAUGGACUAAUAGAGGAGUUUUCUGAAGGACACAAGAAUCUCUACAAGGACAUUAUGAUUGAAUCUUCUAGUAACAAAAACCCACCAGAGAUAUAUCCCCGUCCUCUGUAUUCCCAACAGGAAGGUCACACCAUCCCCCACCAUGAUAAGAGUGGUAUCCUCUGGGAUGAUAAUAUUGUUGUUAAAGAAGAGUAUAAAGAGGAGGAUGAGGAGUAUGGGUAUGAAGGACACAAGGAUCUCUACAAAGACAUUUUGAUGGUGCCACCUAAUAACAGAAACCCCCCAGAGAGAUGUCCCCAUCCUCUGUAUUCCUGGGAUUCCACACAGGAAGGUCACACCAUCCCUCACAAUUAUCAGGGUGAAGAUCUGAUCAAUAUGAAAGUUGAGGGUGAAGUAGAAGAGAUGUAUGUGAGGGAUGAUCAGCAAUAUACGGAGGGGGCUGGAGUGAUGAGGACAUUCAAAGAGGAGGACACUCCAACAGAGAUCAGCACAGGUCAUGCCAUUAAGAAGCCCUCAAAGGACUAUCUCACUUCAUCUCCAGGUUGUAAAAUUGAAGAUGAGGACAUCAUAAGAGAUUGUGCAGGAGAAAAGACAAUGAGCUCAGCUAUGGAUGGAGGACUUCACAGUGUGGAUAGACCAUCAAAUCCCUCUGACUCUGCACGACCUCAUUUUGUGGGGGAUGGUGCCGGAAUUCAGGCGGAAGAGAAAUUUUCCUGUCCUGAAUGUGGGGAAAGUUUUAGUUCUGAAUUAAGUCUUACUAUACAUCAGAGAUCUCACGCGGGUGAGAAGCUUCAUUCCCGUCCUGAGUGCGGGGAAUGUUUCCUUGAUAAAUCAGGAUUUGUCAUAUAUUGCAGAUCUCACACAGGUGACAAGCCAAAUUCCUGCCUCGCGUGUGGGAAAUGUUUUACGAGGAAAUCAGACCUUGUUAGGCAUCUGAGAUGUCACACGGGUGAGAAGCCAUAUUCCUGCCCUGAGUGCGGGAAAUGUUUUUCACAGAAAUCAGGCCUUGUUAUACAUCAGAGAUUGCACACAUGGGAGACGCAGAAUUCCUGCCCUGAAUGUGGGAUGUGUUUUACAAAGAAAUUGGAUUUUGUUAUACACCAGAGAUCUCACACGGGGGGGAAUUUGUAUUCCUGCCCUGAGUGCGGGAAAUGUUUUAUACACAAAUCAGUCCUUGUUAAACAUCAAAGAACCCACACAGGGGAGAAACCAUAUUCCUGCCUUGAGUGCGGAAAAUGUUUUUCACAAAAAUCAGGCCUUGUAAUACAUCAGAGAUAUCACAUGGAGGAGAAGCCGUAUCCCUGCCCUGAUUGUGGGAAAUGUUUUACACGGUUGUUCUAUCUAUCCACACAUCAGAAGGUUCACACUGGUGAGAAGCCGUAUUCCUGCCCUGAGUGUGGAAAAUGUUUUUCACAAAAAUCAGGCCUUGUUGUACAUCAGAGAUCUCACACAGGGGAAAAGCCAUAUUCCUGCCCUGACUGUGGGAAAUGUUAUAUGAAGAAAUCGUACCUUGCCAUACAUCAGAGAUCUCACACGGGGGAGAAACCGUAUUCCUGUUCUGAGUGCGGGAAAUGUUUUGCACGGAAAUCCAUCCUUGGUAUACAUCAGAGAUUACACACGGGGGAGAAGCCACAUUCCUGCACUGAAUGUGGGAAAUGUUUUAUAGAUAAAUCACACCUUGUUAAACAUCAGAGAUUUCAUACGGGAGAAAAACCGUAUUCUUGCCCUGUGUGCGGGAAACGUUUUUCAGAUAAAUCACACCUUGUUUGCCAUCAGAGAUCUCACACAGGGGAGAAACCACAUUCUUGCCCUGAGUGCGGGAAAUGUUAUUCACGCAAAUCAGACCUUGUUAUACAUCAGAAAUGUCACAGUGGGGUGUAGGGAAGAGUAGACCCUUCCUGGGUUUAUUUCCCGGGAGGUUAACUAAACUGCCCCUAAGUUCUAAAUGUUAAUCCGAAUCCCACCAAAGUCAAUGGGAGUAGAAUUUUUUUUAAUCGAUUCAGGCCAUUUUUAAGGCAAAUAGGCAAAAAACUGUCAAAGGGCAUGGGGAGCUGGGCACUGCCCUGGGAGAUAUCGAGAGGUAUAUUAGAAAACUACAGAUCUGCCUAACAUCAAUAGUAUGUAAGGUAUUUGAGGGAAUGGUAAGGGACUCCAUAGUAUAUAGAAAUAUGUCUGUUAUAAAGGUAUCAUAAGUGACAACCAGCAUGGAUUUAUGAAUAACCGUUCUUGUCAGACCAACCUGUUAUGGUUCUAUGAGGCAAGAAUUUCGAUAUUUGAUCGUGGAAGUCCAGUGGACAGACAGUAGUUUAUCAAGACUGUAUACCUUUUAUAACUGUUUAAUCUGUAAAAUAAAGUCUGUUGGAGAUGA
Rana temporaria (common frog) is the source of this 2456-nucleotide messenger RNA. RefSeq names its product oocyte zinc finger protein XlCOF22-like. Gene Ontology annotation, biological process: negative regulation of transcription by RNA polymerase II. The record is from RefSeq and is a predicted model, not a curated record. The transcript is spliced from 5 exons. Bases 143 to 1969 code for a protein of 608 amino acids. Gene Ontology annotation, molecular function: DNA-binding transcription repressor activity, RNA polymerase II-specific. NCBI's taxonomy places the organism in Eukaryota, Metazoa, Chordata, Amphibia, Anura, Ranidae.